UCCCACCCGGGGGUGUGAACUCGAGGCCGGGUGGGUCGAGGGUCUCCUCGGGGACCAGCGCGAGGCGGAGCCACGGAGAAGCGCUCUUUCACACAGCAGCUUUCGCCCUGGCCCGGCUGCCGCCGCCCCGCCCUUUGCCCUUCACGGCGCCCGGCCCUCCGUGUGUGGGGCUGCCUCUCGCGCCUGGGCAGCCUGCCUUUCCCCGUUUGCCUUCUUUCCCGUCUCCUCCCCCGACUCCAACACCAGAGUCGCGGGUCCUGCAGUGUCCCAGAGGCUGCGCGUAUAACUUGCUCCGUGGGUAACUCAUUCGAUUUCGGAGUUCUUUUAAUUCUUCUGAAAGAUUUCAAAUCUUCUAGAAGCCAAAAUGGGACACAGUAAACAAAUUAGAAUUUUACUUCUGAACGAAAUGGAAAAGCUGGAAAAGACCCUCUUCAGACUUGAACAAGGGUUUGAACUACAGUUCCGAUUAGGCCCCACUUUACAGGGAAAAGCAGUUACUGUAUAUACAAAUUACCCAUUUCCUGGAGAAUCAUUUAAUCGAGAAAAAUUCCGUUCCCUGGAAUGGGAAAAUCCAACAGAAAGAGAAGAUGAUUCUGAUAAAUACUGUAAACUUAAUCUUCAGCAAGCUGGAUCAUUUCAGUAUUACUUCCUUCAAGGAAAUGAAAAAAGUGGUGGGGGUUACAUAGUUGUGGAUCCUAUUUUACAUGUUGGUGCUGACAAUCAUGUGUUACCCUUGGACUGUGUUACUCUCCAGACAUUUUUAGCUAAGUGUCUGGGACCCUUUGAUGAAUGGGAAAGCAGACUUAGGGUUGCAAAAGAAUCAGGCUACAACAUGAUUCAUUUUACCCCAUUACAGACUCUUGGACUAUCUAGGUCAUGCUACUCCCUAGCUAACCAGUUAGAAUUCAGUCCUGACUUUUCAAGACCUAAUAAAAAGUAUACCUGGAAUGAUGUUGGACAGCUGGUGGAAAAAUUGAAAAAGGAAUGGAAUGUUCUUUGUAUUACUGAUGUUGUCUACAACCAUACUGCUGCUAAUAGUAAAUGGAUCCAGGAACAUCCAGAAAGUGCAUAUAACCUUGUAAACUCUCCACACCUAAAACCUGCCUGGGUCUUAGACAGAGCUCUGUGGCAUUUAUCCUGUGAUGUUGCGGAAGGGAAAUACAAAGAAAGAGGCGUUCCUGCUUUGAUUGAAAAUGAUCAUCACAUGAAUUGCAUUCGAAAAAUAAUUUGGGAGGAUAUUUUUCCAAAGAUUCACCUCUGGGAAUUUUUCCAAGUGGACGUUCACCAAGCAGUUGAGCAAUUUAGAAGACUUCUUACACAAGAAAAUAGGAAAAUAACAACCAGACCUGAUCCAAAGCAACACCUUAAGAUUAUUCAGGAUCCUGAAUACAGAAGGCUUGGCUGUACUGUAGAUAUGAACAUUGCACUAGCAACUUUCAUACCACAUGACAACGGGCCAGCCGCAAUUGAUGAAUGCUGUAACUGGUUCCGUAAGAGAAUUGAGGAAUUAAAUUCAGAGAAGCAUCAACUCGUGAACUAUCAUCAGGAACAGGCAGUUAAUUGCCUUUUGGGAAAUGUGUUUUAUGAAAGACUGGCUGGCCAUGGUCCUAAACUAGGACCUGUCACUAGAAAACGUCCUUUAGUUACCAGAUACUUUACUUUCCCAUUUGAAGAAAUGACCCCCUCUACAGAAGAAUCUAUGAUGCAUCUCCCAAAUAAAGCUUGUUUUCUGAUGGCACAUAAUGGGUGGGUAAUGGGAGAUGAUCCCCUUCGAAACUUUGCUGAACCAGGUUCAGAUGUUUAUCUAAGGAGAGAACUUAUUUGUUGGGGAGACAGCGUCAAAUUGCGCUAUGGGAAUAAACCAGACGACUGUCCUUAUCUCUGGGCACACAUGAGAAAAUACACUGAAAUAACUGCGACUUAUUUCCAGGGAGUGCGUCUGGAUAACUGCCACUCGACACCCCUUCAUGUAGCCGAGUACAUGUUGGAUGCUGCUAGGAAAUUGCAACCCAAUUUGUAUGUAGUAGCCGAACUGUUCACAGGAAGCGAAGAACUGGACAAUGUGUUUGUCACUAGACUGGGCAUUAGUUCCCUAAUAAGAGAGGCAAUGAGUGCAUAUAAUAGCCAUGAAGAAGGCAGAUUAGUUUAUAGGUAUGGAGGAGAACCUGUCGGAUCCUUUGUUCAGCCCUGUCUGAGGCCUUUAAUGCCAGCUAUUGCACAUGCCCUGUUUAUGGAUAUUACCCAUGAUAAUGAGUGUCCUAUAGUGCAUAGGUCAGAAUAUGAUUCUCUCCCAAGUACCACAAUUGUUUCUAUGGCAUGUUGUGCUAGUGGAAGUACUAAAGGCUAUGAUGAAUUAGUGCCUCAUCAGAUUUCAGUGGUUUCUGAAGAACGGUUUUAUACUAAGUGGAACCCCGGAGCGUCUCCAUCAAAUACAAGUGAAGUUAAUUUCCAAAGUGGAAUUAUUGCAGCCAGAUGUGCUAUCAAUAAACUUCAUCAAGAGCUUGGGGCCAAGGGUUUCAUUCAGGUGUAUGUGGAUCAGGUUGAUGAAGACAUAGUGGCAGUAACAAGACAUUCACCCAGUAUUCAUCAGUCUGUCGUGUCUGUGUCUAGAACUGCUUUUAGGAAUCCUAAGACUUCAUUUUACAGCAAGGAAGUGCCUCAAAUGUGCAUCCCUGGCAAAAUUGAAGAAGUAGUUCUUGAAGCUAGAACUAUUGAGAGAAAUACAGAACCUUAUCAGAAGGAUGAGCAUUUCAUCAAUGGAAUGCCGAAUAUCACAGUAGAAAUUAGAGAACAUAUUCAGCUUAGUGAAAGUAAAAUUGUGAAACAAGCUGGAGUUGCCACAAAAGGACCCAACGAAUAUAUUCAAGAAAUAGAAUUUGAAAACUUGUCUCCAGGAAGUGUUAUUAUAUUCAGAGUUAGUCUUGAUCCACAUGCACAAGUUGCUGUUGGAAUUCUUCGAAAUCACCUGACACAAUUCAGUCCUCACUUUAAAUCUGGAAGCCUUGCUGUUGACAACGCAGAUCCUAUUUUAAAAAUUCCUUUUGCUGUUAUUGCCUCUAAAUUAACUUUGGCUGAGAUGAAUCAGGUGCUUUACCGAUGUGAGGCGGAAGAACAAGAAGAUGGUGGAGGGUGUUAUGACAUCCCAAACUGGUCAUCUCUUAAAUAUGCAGGCCUUCAAGGAUUAAUGUCAGUCUUGGCAGAAAUAAGACCAAAGAAUGACUUGGGACACCCCUUUUGUGAUAAUCUGAGAUCUGGAGAUUGGAUGAUUGACUAUGUCAGUAACCGGCUUAUUUCACGAUCAGGAACUAUUGCUGAAGUUGGUAAAUGGUUGCAGGCUAUGUUCUUCUACCUGAAGCAGGUCCCACGCUAUCUUAUCCCGUGUUACUUCGAUGCUAUACUGAUUGGUGCGUACACCACGCUCCUGGACACAGCAUGGAAGCAGAUGUCAAGCUUUGUUCAGAAUGGUUCUACCUUUGUGAAACACCUUUCGCUGGGAUCAGUGCAAAUGUGUGGAGUAGGAAAAUGCCCUUCUCUGCCACGUCUUUCACCUUCACUUAUGGAUGUGCCAUAUAGACUAAAUGAGAUCACAAAAGAAAAGGAGCAAUAUUGUGUGUCUCUAGCUGCAGGUUUACCUCAUUUUUCUUCUGGUAUUUUCCGCUGCUGGGGAAGGGAUACGUUUAUUGCACUGAGAGGUCUACUGCUGAUUACUGGACGCUAUUUAGAGGCCAGGAAUAUUAUUUUAGCAUUUGCUGGUACCCUGAGACACGGUCUCAUUCCUAAUCUCCUGGGAGAAGGAACUUAUGCCAGAUACAAUUGCCGGGAUGCUGUGUGGUGGUGGCUGCAGUGUAUUCAGGAUUAUUGUAAAAUCGUUCCAAAUGGCCUAGACAUUCUCAAGUGCCCAGUUUCCAGAAUGUAUCCUACAGAUGAUUCUGCUCCUUUGUCUGCCGGCACACUGGAUCAACCAUUGUUUGAAUUAAUACAGGAAGUAAUGCAGAGACACGUGCAUGGUAUACAGUUCCGAGAAAGGAAUGCUGGGCCACAGAUAGAUCGAAACAUGAAGGAUGAAGGCUUUAAUAUAACCGCAGGAGUUGACGAAGAAACAGGGUUUGUGUAUGGAGGAAAUCGCUUAAAUUGCGGCACAUGGAUGGAUAAAAUGGGAGAAAGUGACAGAGCAAGAAACAGAGGAAUCCCAGCCACUCCAAGAGAUGGGUCUGCUGUGGAAAUUGUGGGCCUGAGUAAAUCUGCUGUCCGUUGGUUGCUGGAAUUAUCCAAAAAAAGAAUUUUCCCUUAUCAUGAAGUCCGCAUAAAAAGACAUGGAAAGGUUGUGACAAUCUCAUAUGAUGAGUGGAACAGAAAAAUACAAGACAACUUUGAAAAGCUAUUUUAUGUGUCAGAAGACCCUUCCGACUGUAACGAAAAGCACCCUAAUCUGGUUCACAAACGCGGCAUAUACAAGGAUAGCUACGGAGCUUCAAGCCCCUGGUGUGACUAUCAGCUCAGGCCUAAUUUCACCAUAGCAAUGGUUGUAGCCCCUGAGCUCUUUACUGCAGAAAAAGCAUGGAAAGCUUUGGAGAUUGCAGAAAAAAAAUUGCUUGGUCCCCUCGGCAUGAAAACUUUGGAUCCAGAUGAUAUGGUUUACUGUGGUAUUUAUGACAACGCCUUAGACAAUGACAACUACAGUCUUGCUAAAGGUUUCAAUUAUCAUCAAGGACCUGAGUGGCUGUGGCCCGUCGGGUAUUUUCUUCGUGCGAAAUUGUAUUUUUCCAAAUUGAUGGGACCGGAGGCUAAUGCAAAGACUGUAUUUUUGGUUAAAAAUGUUCUUUCCCGACAUUACGUUCAUCUUGAGAGAUCCCCUUGGAAAGGACUUCCUGAACUGACCAAUGAGAAUGGCCAAUACUGCCCUUUCAGCUGUGAAACACAAGCCUGGUCAAUUGCUACUAUUCUUGAAACACUUUAUGACUUAUAGCUGAUUCAUGGAUGUGUAUUAAGUAUGCAAAUACUUGUAUUGUGGAAUGCAAGCUCAAAAUAUAAUAUAAAGGCUUUAUAUGCAGAGGUUCAAGUUAUUUUUAAAAAUCUCAUUUAUAUAAUAUUGAUGCCCAAUUAAGUAAGACUUUAAAAACAUUGAUUUGGUUUUUUCUUUUCUUUUGUUUCUAAUGUACAGAGGUAGCUUUUGAUUUGAAUCAGAAAGAAAAACUACCAUUACCAAUGGGAUGUUUUUCUUUUGAAUUCAUGAAGUAUUCCUAUAAUGUCUAGAAAUAAAGAAUUUGAAAUCCAGAGUUUGAAACAGAAAAAUCAUGUAAUCUUCUACUUGUACAUAAGUAAAAAUUAAGUAUGACAAUGUAAUAAUGAAAGAAAUGGAAAAGUAUCCUUAGAUUCUGGUAUAUAUUUUCUUCAGUAAUAAUACAUAUUGAUUAUGCUGUAGUUAACUAAUGUUCUCACCUUUUACUAUAUUAUUCCUAGCACCCUCUACACUGUAUUCGAUAAAUAUUAACUGAUUACUGAAUCACGGAAGUAUCUAUCUACAAUGUUAUGUUCAGAGAUAGAGCACAGAUGUUCAUUGUGGGGUUUUUUUUCACUAAAAUAUUAAUAUGUUUUUAAUAUAAUGAAUGCCAUAAUUUGCUUAGGUUAAUGAUACAUAGGAUAUAUGAAAAAACACAAGCAUUUAAGAAUUUAUUUCCUAAAAAUAGUUUUGUAAAAUUAAUCUUGAGUUCCAGUUUCCUACUAUGAGAUGGCUCACAUUCUGUUUUUAUUUCUUUUUUUUUAAGUUUUUAAAUGUUUUAUUUAUUUCUGAGAGGGAGAGACAGACAG
Hyaena hyaena (striped hyena) is the source of this 5808-nucleotide messenger RNA. It is a transcript of the gene AGL, whose product is annotated as amylo-alpha-1, 6-glucosidase, 4-alpha-glucanotransferase. The transcript has 34 exons. NCBI's taxonomy places the organism in Eukaryota, Metazoa, Chordata, Mammalia, Carnivora, Hyaenidae. Bases 365 to 4966 code for a protein of 1533 amino acids. Gene Ontology annotation, biological process: glycogen biosynthetic process; glycogen catabolic process. Gene Ontology annotation, molecular function: 4-alpha-glucanotransferase activity; amylo-alpha-1,6-glucosidase activity. The record is from RefSeq and is a predicted model, not a curated record.